Molecule: messenger RNA, 4906 nt
Organism: Stegostoma tigrinum
Lineage: Eukaryota; Metazoa; Chordata; Chondrichthyes; Orectolobiformes; Stegostomatidae
Exons: 4
Coding region: 475-1431 (318 amino acids)
Molecular function (GO): nucleic acid binding
Source: RefSeq, a predicted model, not a curated record
UAGAAGCAGAUUCAACAGCAAUUUACAAAUACUUCAAAGGGAAAUUAGAUAGAGGAUCAUGCUUGAAGAACACUGGAAUAAUUAAAAAGCUCGACGCACAGUAAGCACAGGGAAGAUGGGCCGAACCGUCUCUUGCGUGCCGUGGCGUUGAUUGAGGAAUGACCCGGAUUUGGGGGAGGAACGUGGGGGUCAAAGGACCGAGAACAACAUUUGCUGACACUUUUUAAAAGCUGCAUCGAGGUUGGGCUAUUUUUUAGUGACUGGAACCAACGUGAGGGGAGGUGGAUCGAGAAAGAGGGACUUCACGGAGGGAGCAGUCAGCUCAAAAUAUUUUCUUCAACUUGAUUUCACUUUCGUUUUCCCCGCUUGGAGACUUUGUUCAGAAAGACUUGCUGGCCAUUCCAGGGAGAUUUUAGCGUGAAAAGACACCAAGUUAAGAGCAUUGCCUUGGAGAGGGUCCGGAACCCAGAAACAAUGCCGCAAGACCCAAAGAAAAUUCAGGUCCUGAAUGUUCCUGGAAAUGUUCCUGUGCAACGUCUGUUGCAUAAACUGACCAUUUAUUUCCAGAAGACGAGCAAUGGAGGGGGUGAAGUGUUGGAUGUGGAAUAUCCGACCGGUGUUAAAGACUGCGCUUACGUCAUUUUUGAAAGGGAGGCAGAUGCAAACAAUGUCCUUAAAGGAGAACACAUAUUUCAACUGGACAAUAAGAAAUAUAAACUAGAAGUACGGGAAGUUGAAAAAGUCCUGAACAAUAAUGAUAAUGAACAGGUGAUGCUGUUUGUGAAAACAAAACUGGACACAAGCUGCUUUCCUGAAGGGAAGGCUCGUCAGUUAAUCUUUCGGCAUAAUUUUCAAGUUAUACAAUCCCAAGGCUGCAUUGUGGAGAUCAAAGGCUCUUUCCCUUCUUUAGUGAAGCUUCGAAGAGAUCUUAUGGACGUUAUUAUACAUCAGCCAACACAUGCAGUCUCCAACCAAAGACAUUCAGCCAAUAAUGAGAGGUGUGAAAGAAAUGAGGAAUCUUUGCAAUCUGGAGCUUUCAGAAAAUACAGGCUAUCAAGUGCCCUUGAUAAUGUCUCUGAUUCAUCAGCAUCCAGUGAAGAAGAUAAUAGUGCCAGCCAGCAAGCCUCAAAUAUCCACUCAAGAUCCUCUGUGCCAGAAUUUUAUGCUGAUAAAAGCAAUAGUUCCCCACUGCUGUUGGUUGCUUCUUCAUCUUCUCUGCCAGUUGUCAGUUCCAAUAACAAAGCAGACACCGUUUCAUAUGUCAGUGGGGGUGUUCGUGACCGUCAGGUAGCAGUGAAGUAUAUGAGUACUUCUGCUGUAGAAAAAGGUUCCAUUUCUAAAACGUAUGAUAGUAGCCUGAAUUCAUUUUCAUCUCAUGCUUCAAACAGUUCUUCUGUACCUCGUUGUAUAAGCUUUAUGGUUGAUAAAUAGGCAUUCAAAUACCUACAGACUAUUGGUGGCAGUUGCCUUCAACAACUUCUUACGAAAUAUUCCACAGGCAUUAAAGUAGUUUAUGUUGAUGAGGUGUGUGAGAUAUCUUUAUCCCCAAAAAAGACAGAGGACAAUUCCAGUAGAAAUCUAUUUGAAGCCAAGUCAGCAAUUUGUGCACAAAUCCAGAAGAUACAGCAGGAGCUAAGGAUUCAUCAUGUAGAUUUGACUGCAGAGUAUUCCAACAAGAGGGAGGCAAUACUGCAUAAUUGCAAGUGUGUUGAUUCCAUUUCUUUUGGAGUUCUGUUGGAAAUACAUGGUCAAACUGUAAGUGUGGUGGGACCAUCAGUUGAGAGUUAUAACAUUCAGCAAUAUAUUUUGGGGAAAGGUUUUUUCCCUAAACGGGGCCCUUGUCAGUGAGGGAGGAGUUUGAGUAGGUCAGGAGGACACAUUAAAUGCAAAUCUUCAUGUUCUCCAACUUACAAGGAAGAUCCAUUGAAUGAUUCCAACUCAAACUCUCAGCAAUCAAAAUUACCAAUCAAACCAAGGCCACACACCAGUGAUCAGAUGAAGACCCUUUCAGGAAAGCCAAGUCCAGUUAAUACCUGUCAAGAGCAACCGUCUUCAUCACAGACUAGGAAGACAGAGCCUCCAAAAUACUUUGCAUUGCACACGGUUCGCAAACAAAAACAAUUGGACAUUUUGAGACUCGAAGACCAAAGAACUCAUAAUGCCCAGCAACCUGUUGAAAGCUGAUCCCAAAUUCUGGACCCCAUUUCUACAGAGGAAAAGCAUGAUUAAAUAUACACUGUCCCACAGGUUUAUUCUUGGUGGUUCAUUUGGUUCAUUUGCCCCUUGGCAAAGGAAUUUCAAAUUGGGAUACAAAAGCAGAAAAUGAAAACUGUGAAGUGUCAAUCAUUUUCUCUUGAGGGAGGGAAUAUGUGUUCCUUUGUUUUGGCUACACCUUUAUAAGUGCUUUAUUAGAUUAGAUUCCCUACAGUGUGGAAACAGGCCCUUCAGCCCAACAAGUCCACACUGCCCCCCAGACCCAUCCCCUAUAACCCACACACCCCUGAAUACUACGGGCAAUUUAGCAUGGCCAAUCCACCUACCCUACACAUCCUUGGACUGUGGAAGGAAACCAGAGCACCCGGAGGAAACCCACGCAGACACGGGGAGAAUGUGCAAACUCCACACAGAUGGUUGCCUGAGACUGGAAUCGAACCUGGGUCCCUGGCGCUGUGAGGCUGCAGUGCUAACCACUGAGCCACCGUGCCACCCCGCAAAGAACUUUGGAAGUUCUGAGGUUGUCAACAUGAUAUAUAAAUGCAAGAUUUUUCAUUUUUUCUAGAUAAAGUAGCUUUUACCUUUGCUCACCCUGCAAAGUGCUCUGGGGUCAGUGCUGUAGAUUGAAACUUCAAAAAUAAUGGUGAGGCUAUAUUUUCCCCAACUCCUAAUCAUUAAAAUAUUUAAUUGUCACUUCUAAAAUCUCCUGAAUCAGUUUGGAAAGGCACUGGUGUGGUUGUGAUGUCACUGGGCUGGUAAUCCAGUCCCCCAGAUCAAUGGUCUGGGAAUAUGGGUUUGAAUCCCACCAGGGCAAAUGGUGAAAUUUAAAUUCAUUUCUAAAAAUGUCUGAAAUUAAACGUUAGCCCAAUGAUGACCAUGAAACUUUUGGCAAAACUUGUCUCGUUCACUAAUGACCUUUUUGGAAAUGAAAUCUAUCAUCUUUACCUGAUCUGGCCAUAAAUGUAACUCCAAACCAUCAGUAAUGUGUUGGUCCCUUAACUGCAUUCUGAAAAUGGCCCUAGCAAGCCACUCUGAUCAGUGUCCAAUACUGGCCAAUAACAUCCCAUGAAGAAAUAAGAGACUUGCUUUCAACUGCUUUGUUACCUGUGGCACCUUAUCUUGCAGCAGGGCUCAACUGGGCUGCUGCAGCACAAUGGUUCAAUCAAUUAACAGAGAGGACAUGAGUUCAAAUUUCACUAUAGCAGCUUUAGAUUUUAAAUUUGGAUGUUUAAAUAUAAAUGCUUUCAGGCUUUGGUUUUUAUAAAGUGACCACAACACAGCCAUGUUAUGAUAAAAAUUCAACUGCAAGAGUUAAUUCACUGAUGACCUGAAAUGAUGGGAUCCUUCUGACCCACCUGGUCCUGCCGAGAGGUGCCCUGGGGAAAUAAAUCGGAAGCCUUGGGGCACAGUGGCCUAUCUCUAGGCCAGAAAGUCCAGGUUCAACCCCCACCAGAAUUGUGUGCUAUAACCUGUCCAAGCAGAUAGUUUUUAUGUUUUUUUAAAAAUCAAUUUGUGACACGUGACUCAGCUCCCAAUGUGUUUCACUCUUAAUUAGUAUCUGAAUCCAUUCAGUUGAACUUGAAAUUCAUUCAUAGUGGGUAGGCAUUGCUGCUAUAACCUGCAUUUAUUACCUGUCCCAAAUUGCCCAUGAGAAAAGGUGGCUUCUCAUUGAAUUGCUGCAAACCACAUAUUGAAGGUACUACCAUAGUCCUGUUAGCUUAGGAGUUCCAGGGCUCUGACGCAGCUAACGGGUAAUGAAUUCUAGAAAAUGUACAAUGGUGUAAGAGUUGGAGGUGAAGUUAAUGAUGUGAUGGUGUUCGUAUGUAUGUGCUGCCCUUCCCCUUCUGGGUGAUCAUUGGGAGGUGUCAAGCUUUGGUGAGUUGCCAUGGCGCAUCGUAUGGAUGGUACACACUGAUGUCAAGAGCAGUCACUCUCACCUCACCUUUUUAAUCCAUGUUUGGGCCAUGGAUGUAAUUAGAUCUGGAGUUGAAGUGGUCCUGGCAUGACCCAAUUUGGUCACCAGUGAGCAAGUUAUUGCUGAGUCAAUCCCUUUGAUAGUGCUGUCAGUGAUAGCUGACCUUCCUUUGCUGAUGCUCGAAUUGCAGCUGAUGAACAAGUAAUGAUUGGAAUAAAUUUUCUUUCUUUUUUGUGGAUCCAACAUUGGUACCAACAUUGUGGACAAUCCUACGUUGUAGGUGUGCUGGGACGUCCUAAUAAGAAGCAUGGCUAAUUCUGGAGCACAGGUCUUCAGCACGUAGAGUUUUAUGGGGCUGAUAGCUUUAACUGUGUCCUCAACUAUUUUUAGAUGCCUUAUAGGUUUGAAAUAAUUGGCUGAACAUUGGCAUUCCCCGUUUUGGUGGGGAACCAGAGAGGAGGACGAGCUGAAUCAUUAACUAUACACUUCUGGCUGAAGGUGAUCCUAAGAAUUCUCCACCCCAAACAACUGUAGAUGCUUAGCUUUGAACAUACUCCACAGCCAGGAUCAAUUCAUAUUUAGAUUCUAAGGGGAUCAAAGGUUUUGGUAGUCAGGGGAGAGGUGAAGUUAUAAUAUCAACCAUCAUCUUAUUACAAGGAGGUGUAUGUUUAAGGAUUGUCUGAACUACUCUUGUACCUAUAUCCAAUUAAUAAGUAUGUUAUACAAAAAAUAUUCUGAUGUUUCUGACUUUACUGGUGCACUUUUGACACUCCCUCA